This is a messenger RNA of Monoraphidium neglectum, 483 nucleotides long. RefSeq lists its product as hypothetical. The record is from RefSeq and is a predicted model, not a curated record. The transcript has 2 exons. The coding region runs from base 1 to 483 and encodes 160 amino acids. Lineage: Eukaryota; Viridiplantae; Chlorophyta; Chlorophyceae; Sphaeropleales; Selenastraceae.
AUGGCGGAUGAUGAGAAGUACGAGUGCCAGACGAUGGAUCUGGAGGCGCGGCGGCGGGCGGCGCACGACCCGGGGAUGCACGCGCGCGUCGCGGCGCGCAUGGCGCUCACCCCCGACCAGACGGCGCGCGUGCUGGCCGCCUGGCGCGUGUUCGAGGGAGCGCUCUGCCGCCUGCGGGACGAGCGCGCCGCGCUGCGGGCCCGCCUGGCCGCGCUGCAGGCGCACCUGGAGGGCGUGACAGCUGGCGGCAGCUGCGGCGACGGGCGCGUGGCGGCGCCCAAUGCGGAGGGCGGCGGUCUUUGCAAGGGGGAGCAGCAGGCGCCGGGGCCGCGGCAGGUGUUGGGGGCGCGGCGGGCGUCGGGGGCGCCGGAUGUGAUGGGGGUGCAGUGCGCAUUGGAGCCGGGGAUUGCGAGUGGGCUGAGGAGCGGUGAUCUGGAGGAGGUGGUUGCUGAGCUGACGGACAAUCUGGUGAGGACGCUGUGA